AAGGGUCUCUAUUUAUAAAGCGAAGAGACGGGGUCAGGGAGGUGGAGAGUCGGUUUUGCAGUUGCUGAGACUAAUUUUUUGGUUUUGUAGAGAGAGAGAUAGCAAAAAUUCCUGGUUUUGUAGCGAGAGAAAGUAAUGGCAAGGAAGAUGUUUCAGUUAGAGAGAGAAAGUAGUUCUCCUCAGCUUCACGUCCUGGCCGUGGAUGAUAGCGUUGUAGACCGCAAGGUCAUCGAACGCCUCCUUAGGAUCUCCUCUUGCAAAGUGACGACAGUGGACAGUGGGAGAAGGGCACUGCAGUUUUUGGGAUUGGAUGAGGAGCAAAAAACUGCAGAUAUCGAUGUAAACAUGAUUAUUACGGAUUACUGUAUGCCCGGGAUGACUGGUUACGAGCUGCUCAAGAAAAUCAAGGAAUCGUCAACAUUCAGGGAGGUUCCGGUGGUCGUCAUGUCGUCGGAAAAUAUAUUGGCUCGAAUUGACAGGUGCUUAGAGGAAGGAGCCGAAGAUUUCAUAGUGAAGCCUGUGAAGUUAUCUGAUGUGAAGAGAUUAAGAGAAUAUGUUGAGAGGAAAAGAGAGAAAAACAACCACAAUCACACCAGCAACAAGAGGAAACCUGAUCAUUCACUCUCUCUUUCUCCUCCACCAUCUACAAGAUCAAGAACUCUUCCAAACCCAGACUCAUGAUAGGCCUUUACUGUGUUUUUCCCUUAUUUUUUAGUGGUUUUCUGUCAUUUUUUUCUGUUUUUUUUUUGGAUUAUUUUUUGGAGGAUGGUAUACAUCUCUUAGAAUAUGCGCUGCAUUGUUUAAUGAGAUCCUGUGCAGAAACAGAGCAUCAUGUUUUGUACAGAGUUCUUAGUUUGAGAAAACAUUGGAUUAGAAGAGAGAAUUGGGUUGAUAUACAAAUAAGAACUGAGUAAAGGAAAAUAUUUGUUCGAUUUA
Molecule: messenger RNA, 936 nt
Organism: Amborella trichopoda
Lineage: Eukaryota; Viridiplantae; Streptophyta; Magnoliopsida; Amborellales; Amborellaceae
Product: two-component response regulator ORR3
Biological process (GO): cytokinin-activated signaling pathway; phosphorelay signal transduction system
Source: RefSeq, a predicted model, not a curated record